UCACGGGCCUUUUAUAAGCCUCUCGUGAAAAGGGCACGACUUUCCAAAAAAAAAGAAGAGGGACAGUGCGCAGGCUUCAGGAAAGGUCUCGAUCAGUUUGUAAACCCCCUCCAUCCCGAGGAUCGUCUGCCUGAACGCUACAACCAUGGACAACCACUCGUACAACUUCCCCUCCGACUGCACCCCGCUCACCAACUGUAAGUCUGCCCGGAAACCGGCUGGAUCCACCGUGGUGAACAUGGACAACGCCGGCAAGAACCCUCCCCGGGACUAUCUGGUGUGGUCGCUGUGCAACACCUUGUACGUCAACUUCUGCUGCCUGGGCUUCAUGGCGCUCAUCUACUCCAUCAAGGCCAGGGACCAUAAGACUCAGGGCAACCUGCAGCUGGCCCAUGAGUGUUCGGACAAGGCCAAGUGGUACAACAUCCUGGCCGCCGGCUGGAACAUGCUGAUUCCGCUUCUGGCCGUCGGCCUGCUCGUCCUCCUGCUCGUCCACCUCGGCACCUCCGAGGGAUCCUUCGACUUCUUCGGAGAGGACGGCUUCCAAAACUUCAUGAAGCUGUUCAGCUGGUAGACGGACGGAGGCAAAAAGGGGCGAGAGAGAGAGAGAGAAAACACACAGAUGGCCCUCAAAGUUCACACGAACCGGGGUUAUCGGAUUGUUUAGCCGAUCGAAGUCGAGGGGAAAUCUGCUCAGCACUAAAAUAAUCACGAUAAAUGGUGGGAAAGAAAAGUACGCCUUGGUUUGUGUAUGACGAGAAUGACGCACCAAAGAAUAUGACCAAUAAAAGACCAAAACAGCUAUUAUCACAGAGUUACACGUAUCAAGAAAUGGGAUGAAACAACUGAUUUUAACACUAACAAUGAAAGUGUAUGUCUUUCAGUUAAAGCAACAGCGGUUUGAUACUUGUGGAUCAAAACUGAUCAGAAUAUUUAACGUGAGGCUGUUGGAUAUCAAUAUUGGUGCGUUCCUAAUUUUAAUAUCAGUAUAUAUUAGUAAAAAGAGUCUUCAUUUCACAUCAGACAGCCUGAAAUGGAAAAGAGGGGCACACAGAUCGACCACCUCACAGCUAGUCUGGGUCAUUUCGUCGUUAUUUAUUGUAUUUAUGUUGAAAUGAUCUUUAUAGUCCGGUUAGAAAAAGAACAGAGGAGCCGACGUGGGAAUGUCACAAUGAUGACAAAUGAUAAUCAACAUUCUCCUCCCAAUGACGCAUAUUUGUCUUCUUUCAGCAGAUUUUUUUUUUUUUAACAUUCUACAUCAGUUUUGGUCAUCUUUCGUGUAUUUUUAGUAUCGUAUUGUGCUAAGUGUUCUAAUGUUCCAUGUAGCUGAAUAAACCUGCAUACUGUUAACUCAGUGUUGCAUUGAAGCAAACCAAA
This is a messenger RNA of Pseudoliparis swirei, 1377 nucleotides long. Its product is annotated as interferon-induced transmembrane protein 5-like. The transcript has 2 exons. The record is from RefSeq and is a predicted model, not a curated record. NCBI's taxonomy places the organism in Eukaryota, Metazoa, Chordata, Actinopteri, Perciformes, Liparidae. Gene Ontology annotation, cellular component: plasma membrane. Bases 146 to 574 code for a protein of 142 amino acids.